AUGCCUUCUUCUAUCGCUCCUAUUCGCGAUGGGCCCGUGGUGAAAAGACAAAAGCUCAACGGAGCUGGAGUUAAUGCGCCGAGAGAUGCACAGCGAGAAUCUAAGAUAUUUACACCUUUCCGAACAAUUGGUUUAGUAUCCUCUACUGCCAUUCCCUUCACCUCAAUACCCCUAGGAAAAACAUCCUUUCAAAUCACCACCUCCGUUGGUAGAUGUCUGCAAACCUACGAUCUCAAGCGCGGCCUCAACCUCGUCUUCUUGACUCGACCGCAGACACCAGGAGAUAUCACUGCGACGGUAGCAUGGAAGGAUCGCGUAUUUGCAGCCUGGGGCGGGGAGUCUUCUCAAGGCCUUUGGGUAUUCAAGCGGGGCAAGGUGGUUGCAGAAUUGGAUAUGCCCGCCGACCUCAAACAACCAAUCAAGGAUAUCCUCAUUUUCGGCUCAUGGAUAGUAGCAUGCUGUUCCACAAGAAUAGAGAUCUGGAAGUCCGGGACGUACGAGCAUUAUACGACAUUACAUCCCACUGCGGCGCCGAAAGGAGGGAAUGAGUUGAGUGGGGGGAUUUGUAAUAUGCCGACGUACCUAAAUAAGAUCUUCGCCGGGAGGAAAGAUGGCAGUGUAGAGAUUUGGAAUGUCAGUUCGGGGAAACUCAUCUUUACCAUUUUGCCUCCAGGUGCGAAUUGCGGGAGCGUGACAGCUCUGCAACCUACACCUGCGUUGUCGCUGUUGGCAAUCGCGUACUCAGAAGGCCCUUUGACGAUACACGACAUUCGAGCCGACAAGACAAUCAUUCAUCUCAAUGGCGGGCAAUCCGGUUCUAUUACAUCUAUAUCGUUUCGAUCCGAUGAUAUGGGUGCAGGCGAAGAUGGGAGAAAGCCGGGAGUAAUGGCUACAGCUGGACCAGACAGCGGCGAUGUGAUAUUCUGGGAUUUGAAUGGCGGUGGAAGAGUCAUGGGAAUACUAAGAGGAGCACAUAACCCACCAUCAGGCACAGGAGCCACUGUGGGAGGUGGUGUGAGCAAGGUGGAAUUCCUUGCGGGUCAGGCAACGAUUAUCACAAGCGGUCUUGACAACUCUCUAAAAUCUUGGGUUUUUGACGACUCGCCAUACAGUGCCAUACCCCGGUUAUUGCAUUCGCGAAGUGGCCACGCUGCACCAGUUACCAAGUUAUUGUUUCUCCCUUCCGAUUCAGAUGGCGCAGAUGCUGGAGGAAAAUGGUUACUGAGUGCCGGCAAGGACAGGAGUUUAUGGGGGUGGAGUCUUCGGAGAGAUGGGCAAAGCACUGAAUUGAGUCAAGGCAACAUAAGGAAGAAGGCGAAAAAACUGGGUAUCUUAGCAGCUCCCACCCUCGCGAACGAGCCUAGUACGACGCUGGAGGACCUGAAGGCUCCCGAGAUUACUUGCUUAGCUAUGUCACUCAAUCGAGAUGGUGGUAUGGGGGCAAAUGCAGGAGACGGAAAGAUAUGGCAAAAAGGCAACCACGGGAAUAAGAGGCCUACAGAUGCGACACUGAGUGGGGUUACGGGAUGGGAGAGUGUUGUUACAGGUCACAAGAACGACAAGUUUGCUCGCACUUGGUUCUGGGGAAGGAAGAAGGCUGGGAGAUGGGCCUUUGAGACUGGUGAUGGAGCGAAUGUGAGCUCUGUGGCCAUUAGUCCAUGCGGGACAUUUGCUGUUGUUGGGUCAGAGUCUGGUGGAAUUGAUAUGUUCAAUCUUCAGUCUGGAAUGCAUCGGCAACGAUAUCCAUCGAAGCUAACGCCUGCUCAGGCGAGAAAGCUACAGAUUCAGAAGAUCCAAGCAUCGGAAAGUGCUGUACAGGUUCCGGCUGUCAAGUUCCCAAUGGGAUUGGGGAAACAUAGGAAAUCAGUUACUGGCUUGGUGGUGGAUUCUUUGAACAAAAAUCUCAUCAGCUGUUCCUUGGACGGCAAAGUCAAGUUUUGGGAUUUCAGCUCAGGGGCCCUAGUUGAUGAAAUCGACUGGUUCCCAAUGGCUUCUAUCACCGGAAUGCGAUACCACGCACCGAACGACCUAAUCGCACUCGCGAGCGACGACCUUUCAAUCCGAGUCGUAGACGUUAUUACCAAAAAGACCAUUCGAGAGCUCUGGGGCUGCCAAGGCUCCAUCAACGACUUCACCUUCUCCAACGACGGCCGCUGGAUCAUCGCCGCCUCUUCCGACCGCAUCAUCCGUGUUUGGGAUCUCCCUACCGGCCACCUCAUCGAUGCAAUCCGUACCCAGACCCAAUGCACAGCCUUAGCAUUCUCCUGCACCGGCGAAUUCCUCGCCACGACACUCGAGGGAGAACUAGGCGUCAAUAUCUGGAACAACAAAUCCCUCUUCACGCACGUUCCCACGCGCCACAUUUCCGAGGGUGAAAUCGCAGAUAUGUCUGGCCCGACUGUCUCAGGCGAAGGCGGACACGGCGUUAUUGAUGGAGCUUUUGACGAGCAGGGAGAAGAUGAGACCGAUGAUGCUGCGCCAGCACCGACAAUUGAGCAACUGAAUAGGGAUCUCAUGACGUUAAGUAUAGUGCCUAAGAGUAGAUGGCAAACCCUACUUCACCUCGACGCCAUCAAACAACGCAAUAAACCAAAAGAACCUCCCAAGCAACCCGAAAAAGCCCCCUUCUUCCUUCCCUCGCUUGACAACCCGUCGCCCAAAGCUGCUCUGGAAGAGGAAGGCGGCGAUAGUAUUGCGGAACGCAGCAGGAUCAUGAAGAUGGAUCGGCUGGCAAGCGAGGGCGCAUUCACGAUUGCAUUGAGGGCCGGGAGCGAGAGUGGCGAUUAUACACCAUUCAUCUCGCAUCUCAAAACCCUCUCCCCCUCAGCCGCAGACCUUGAAAUCCGCUCCCUGUCCCCUGAAUCCAACGAACUCGUGAACUUCACCCAAGCCCUCACGUCCAGACUCCUGCAAAAGAGAGAUUACGAGCUAGUGCAGGCUUGGAUGAGCGUCUUCUUGAGACUCCAUGGUGAUGCGGUGGCGGGUGAUGAGGCGUUGAGGGACGCUUUAGGGGUGUUUAGGGGGGAGAUGGAGAAGGAGGGGGGAAGGAUGGCUGAGUUGGUGGGGUUU
Molecule: messenger RNA, 3069 nt
Organism: Lachnellula hyalina
Lineage: Eukaryota; Fungi; Ascomycota; Leotiomycetes; Helotiales; Lachnaceae
Product: U3 small nucleolar RNA-associated protein 21-like protein
Exons: 3
Biological process (GO): rRNA processing
Cellular component (GO): small-subunit processome; Pwp2p-containing subcomplex of 90S preribosome
Molecular function (GO): protein binding
Source: RefSeq, a predicted model, not a curated record